Grammomys surdaster is the source of this 1925-nucleotide messenger RNA. RefSeq names its product glomulin, FKBP associated protein (gene Glmn). The transcript is spliced from 19 exons. Gene Ontology annotation, molecular function: ubiquitin-protein transferase inhibitor activity. Gene Ontology annotation, cellular component: cytoplasm. The record is from RefSeq and is a predicted model, not a curated record. NCBI's taxonomy places the organism in Eukaryota, Metazoa, Chordata, Mammalia, Rodentia, Muridae. The coding region runs from base 81 to 1871 and encodes 596 amino acids.
CGGGGCGGGUCCAGGAGUGCGGCCUGCACUACCCGAAGUGGAGAAGGAGGAGGCAUCAAAACUAGGAAAAGUAAUUAGCUAUGGCUGUGGAGGAACUUCAGUGCAUAAUAAAAAGAUGUCAAAUCCUAGAAGAGCAUGAUUUUAAAGAAGAAGAUUUUGGCCUCUUUCAGCUAGCAGGCCAAAGAUGCAUUGAAGAUGGGCAUAUAAACCAGCUGCUAGAGAUUAUUCAAGAUGAGCAGAACAGGACCAUCAUUAAGUCUAUGGGGUGGAAUCUUGUCGGUCCUGUUGUUCGAUGCCUCCUGAGGGGCAGGGAAGAGGAUAAAAGAGAAGAGUGUUUUCUGAUAUUUGAUUUGUUGGUGAAGUUGUGUAAUCCAAAGGAAUUGUUGUUGGGUUUGCUUGAACUCAUUGAAGAGCCCUCCGGAAAACAGAUAUCCCAAAUUAUUCUUCUUUUACUGCAGCCAUUACAAACAGUUAUUCAGAAACUUCCUAACAACAAGGCAUACUCCGUUGGAUUAGCAUUGUCUACACUUUGGAGUCAGCUGUCUCUUCUUCCCGUCCCACAUUCAGAAGAACAAAUUCGGGCAGAUGACUAUGGCCUUUGUCAGUGUUGCAAGGCCUUGAUAGAGUUCACGAAACCUUUUGUGGAAGAAGUAAUUAGUGAUAAAGAAAACAAAGAAAAUGCAAAACUAAAAGAUGAAUUACUGAAAUUCUGUUUGAAAAGCUUGAAAUGCCCUUUGCUGACAGCACAAUUCCUCGAACAGUCUGAAGAAGUUGGAAAUGACCCUUUUCGGUGUUUUGCAUCUGAAAUAAUAGGAUUUUUAUCAAAAAUUGGACACCCUGUCCCCAAAGUUAUUCUUAAUCAUGGAAGGAAAAAAAGGACUUGGGAUUACCUUGAAUUUGAAGAAGAAGACGACAAACAACUGGCAGACUCUGUGGCUUCUCUGACGUAUCUAGUGUUUGUUCAGGGCAUUGGUGUUGACCAGCUUCCCAUGGUGUUAAGCCCAUCAUACCUUUUGCAGUUGAACAUGGAGCAUAUUGAAGUGUUUCUGCAAAGAACAGAACAGUCUAUUUACUCCAAAGGAUUGGAACUUCUGGAGACUAGCUUAUUGAGAUUAGAAGACAACAGCCUCUGUUAUCAGUAUUUAGAAAUCAAGAGUUUUCUUGCUGUGCCUCAGGGCUUAGUCAAAGUUAUGACACUUUGCCCCAUUGAGACAUUGAGGAAAAAAGGUUUAGCUAUGCUUCAGCUGUAUAUUGACAAGUUGGAUUCGCAAGGCAAAUAUACAUUAUUUAGGUGCUUACUAAAUACAAGUAAUCACUCAGGUGUGGAAGCCUUUGUAAUUCAAAAUAUCAAAAAUCAGAUUGAUUUAUCAUUUAAGAAAACACAUAACAAAUGGUUUGCAGGAGCACAGCUGAUCUCUCUGUUAGACCUGGUCCUGUCUCUCCCUGAGGGCGCUGAGACAGAUUUACUGCAGAACUCAGACAGGAUUAUGGCUUCAUUAAAUUUAUUGAGGUAUUUGGUUAUCAAAGAUAAUGAAGAUGACAAUCAAACUGGAUUAUGGACAGAACUUGGAAAAAUUGAAAAUAACUUUCUAAAGCCACUUCAUAUAGGACUUAAUAUGUCAAAAGCACAUUAUGAAGCAGAAAUUAAAAACAGCCAACAAAAUAGCCAAGUAGCCUCGAUGUGUAAAGGUGUUUGUUCCGUGACGGUAGGUGGAGAGGAAAUCCCUACAAUGCCUCCUGAAAUGCAGCUGAAGGUCUUACAUUCCGCUGUCUUCACAUUUGACUUGAUUGAGAGUGUUCUGGCUCGAGUAGAAGAACUCAUUGAAAUCAAAUCAAAGUCUACCUCUGAAGAAAAUGCUGGGAUAAAGUAAAAGUUCUGUUUCAUAAAUAAAAACCAAUAAAAUGCUGUUUUUCAUUAUACUUUA